AGACAAGAAGAAUAAGCCUGCAUUCAUAAUCCCAUACCGGGUCAUUCACAAUGUCGACUACAAUUGACGCACCGCGACAAUACAGUCAGCCUUCUCGUAAAGGCAAGAAGGCCUGGAGAAAAAAUGUGGACGUUACAGAGAUCCAAGAAGGUCUCCGGGCGUUGAAAGAGGAAGAAAUCAAAGGUGGUGUUCUGGCCGAGAAGCCGUCUGACGAACUUUUCACGAUCGACACCACUGGUUCAGAAGAAAUCCGCAAGGCGAUCGAGAAGAAACACAAGCCACUCAAAUCCGAAGAAAUUAUCGCUCAACGGUCCGCGAUCCCGGCAGUAGAUACUCGGAAGCGCCUGAGUUCGAAAGUUACAGAUGGAGUCAUUGAGCCGAAAACCAAGAAACAGAAGAGCGACUGGGUCAGUCGGAAGGAUUGGUUGCGCCUCAAGCAGGUGGCCAAGGACAACAACCCAACCAACAAGGUCGAAACCGGCGCUAAUUAUGACCCUUGGGCCGAUAACGAAGACCCAACUCCGCUUGACGAUCCUCAGUUUGACUUCCUGGAAAAGCCGAAACCCAAGGUCGCUCCCGUUACGCUGAAGCACGCCCCGAUUUCGCUUGCUGCGAAUGGAAAGCCGAUUCCUGCGGUCCGCGCCCCCAAGGCUGGUACGAGUUACAACCCGACGUUCGAGGAAUGGGAUCACUUGCUGCAGGAGCAGGGACAGCAACAGGUGGUUGUCGAGAAGAAGCGCUUGGAAGAGGAACAGAAGGAGCUGGAGAGGCAACGCUUGAUCGACGAGGCCAAAGAUGACGACGGAGAAGCGAAGUCGGAUGACGAGAGCGCCUGGGAAGGGUUUGAAAGCGAAUACGAAAAGCCGGACUGGCUGAAGAAGAAGCGACCUGAGCGGAAGACGAAGACCGAGAGGAACAAGGCCAAGAGACGCAAGGAAGCCGAGAGAAAGGCCAAGUGGGAGGCCAAACAGAAGGCUAAGGACGAACAGGUUGCACAGGCCAAGUCUCUCGCUCAACAACUAGAGGAGCAGGGCCUUGAAAAACAGGAUUCCGAUGCUGAUUCUGACGAGGAGGGUGAUGAGACUGUUUUACGACGGAGACCUUUAGGAAAGAACGCGUAUGUCCCCUUGGCCCUACAUGGUUUUCAUACAUUUGAUAUUAACCCAGCUACUAGGCCGCCCCAAAAGAACCUGGAGGUUGUCCUACCGGACGAAUUGCAGGACUCCCUGCGUCUACUAAAACCCGAGGGCAAUCUGCUCGACGAUCGAUUCCGCACGUUGAUCGUCCAGGGCAAGCUGGAAUCUCGCAAGCCAGUUUCGCAGCCCAAGAAGGCCAAGAGAAAGGUCACCGAGAAGUGGGCUUACAAGGACUUCAAGGUGCCGGGAGUGUAGAUACGAUUUCCUUCUUCACGUUUGCUCUUGUUUUGCUGUAUAGAUCUCAGUCGUAUAAUAUCCACUUGAAUAUGAAAAGUUCUUGCUUGAGCGCAAUUCGAUUUAUGGUGCAUUUGAGCCGAUAAGACUGCCACUAUAUCUGUAUUAUCUUUAUCAUCCUUAUCCCAAGACUGUAGCAAUCGUGUCGGCUGAGUAGUAGAAGCAGACUUCUCAGGUCCAGACUUGAAGUGGGCCCGCAAAUGAACGUCCGAAAUUUUUAUGCUUUUAGCGCCAAAGCGGAAUCGUCGAUUCUCCGCAUCGUUCGG
This is a messenger RNA of Aspergillus melleus, 1696 nucleotides long. RefSeq names its product ribosome biogenesis protein NOP53. Gene Ontology annotation, cellular component: nucleolus. Bases 51 to 1391 code for a protein of 446 amino acids. Gene Ontology annotation, biological process: ribosomal large subunit assembly; rRNA processing. NCBI's taxonomy places the organism in Eukaryota, Fungi, Ascomycota, Eurotiomycetes, Eurotiales, Aspergillaceae. Gene Ontology annotation, molecular function: 5S rRNA binding. The transcript is spliced from 2 exons. The record is from RefSeq and is a predicted model, not a curated record.